AGGCGAUCAACUGUAAUCUUGGGGUCCUGAAGUGAGACGUCCAUUGCGCCUCUGUGUGCAAUGGCAGCGAGCGCCCCGCGAUCUGCGCAAAAUUGGCACAAUUUCGUGAUUGCCCUGGGUUACUCUGGUCCCGCAGCCCCACCUUGGCGCACCACCCGAUCUGAGCCCUCGAGCCCACCCAACCUCCAUGUUUGUUGCAACCGCUGUCUCCCUCUCUCUGUCUGGCAUACGAGCGCAUAGACCCGGAGCCGUUCGCGCCCUUCAACACGCACACUCUCUGAAGCAUCUUCGCUUUGCUUACGUACCCGCUCCCACCCUCGGCACACACUGUACAAUACAUAUAUAUAAUCCUGUAUGUGCGCUGCCUUCAAGCUUCGACAUGGCUGCUCUAUCCUGAAAAGCAAAGGCGCCAGGCCAGACCUGAGUCCUUGGGUCGCAAUUUUUGGGUGUUGAUUUGAAACGGUCUCUUAGCGAGUGCAAAGAAGUACAACUGCAGAGCAG
Ceraceosorus bombacis is the source of this 501-nucleotide messenger RNA. Lineage: Eukaryota; Fungi; Basidiomycota; Exobasidiomycetes; Ceraceosorales; Ceraceosoraceae. The record is from the annotation of a GenBank genome assembly.